This is a messenger RNA of Branchiostoma floridae (Florida lancelet), 1737 nucleotides long. RefSeq lists its product as uncharacterized. Lineage: Eukaryota; Metazoa; Chordata; Leptocardii; Amphioxiformes; Branchiostomatidae. The transcript has 5 exons. The record is from RefSeq and is a predicted model, not a curated record. Bases 156 to 797 code for a protein of 213 amino acids.
CUGGAGUUGCCAUCUUUUGUUAAGCCUCCACAUAAAAACCGAGCAAAUCAACCAGGCAGGCAAAAUAGUCGCCACAAACAGCGGAUCUGGAGAAGACAACUUUUGUAGUGGACAAUCUAAGAAAGAUCAUUUUACGCCUUCAGUUCCAGUAUUCAAUGAAGCAGUACAUGAUGAUGAAAAUGAUCGCAUUCACCGUGGCGCUUCUCCUGACGCCAGGCGGGUGCAGUGCAGGCCCCGUCCCGACCACCCAAGCUCUGCUGCUGACCCCGUUAGAAACGAUCAUGAACGCCCGGACUCUCGCCGCUAGAGUGUACGAAAGGGCAUCAGAUGCCUACGAUACCUUUAUUCAGGACGAAUUCGGCGGCGAUUCUGGAUUCUGUGUGGAGGAUAUAACUUGGAACGAACUCUUCAGUGUUCGAAUCCCAACCCUGGAGUGGAGAAACUUUGGGGAUGAGGAGCGCCUCCAGCGGCUUCGCCGUGAUCUGCAGUUGUUCGGACUGUUCUUGGACGAAGUCCUGCUGGACGAACAGGAUAAGCAGGGCCACACAGACACCGCUGACAAGGUGCAGCAGACUAUUCACCAGCUCGACGGGCUGAUGGUAGCCAUAGCCAUUGCGAACGACGCCAUGGGCUUCAUCCCUCCUACCGACGUCACCGAGAUCAUGUCGGACAGCUUGCGGGACCCAGCCACCGAGUCCGCCCGCGCCAUCCGCGACUGCGUGGUGCUGAGAGACUUCAAGACCCUGGUCGAGAGGGGCCACAGAGACUUCACCCUGCUCAGCCGAAAAUACAGUUAAACGUUGUCACUUUAUUUACUUAAACUUGUUACCUGAGAAAUCACGCGAAAGUCGUGUGAAUAUAAUUAGCCCUGUUUAUGCCCUGUUUAUGGAGAAACUACGUGAAUGUCACGUGACCGCAGGUUAACCUGCUCUAGAAGAAGUCACGAAUAAGUAACAUGACGCCUUAACCUGUUCCGAUAAAAACUUCACGUGAACGUCACGUGAUUAUGAUGUAUGCUUUGAAAGCAUUGAAAUAAGUUGUAUGAUAAGAAUCCUUUUGGGAUUGGAAUAGUUGGCUCCCAUUGCGAGCUCUUAGCUCUUCAUGUAACGUUACGGAUUGCAAAUUUGCUUGUAAUUAGAAUUCUAUGUGAAAUCAAAGAAGAAUAUUGAUUUACCGUGGCCGACAAGUACAAGUUUCUGAAUCAGAGGUGCUGCGCAGCUGAAGCAGAAACCCUUACUUGUCGGCCAAGAUUAGCAUGACAGUUCUGUUCUUCAUUUAAGCCUAGGUUACAUAUAGCCGAAUUUAGCUCCCGACUCUCUCCUGACUAUGGUUAGGAGUGAUUCGGGAGCUAAGUCGGCUGUAGCCGGCUAGGGUUCGGCUGAGUCGGCUGGCGUUUGGCUGAGUCGGCUGGUGUUCGGCUGCGCCAUCCACAUGUUUUGAAAUGUUCAAAACAUUCGACUCUGAACGGCGGGUCUGGAAUGGGUUGGUUGUCGGUCGGCUGGUGUUCGGCUGGUGUUCGGGAGUAAGUCAGCAGUCAAAUUCAAAUAUUAACCACGCCAUAAGCACUGCUGACUUACUCCCAGCUUGUUUCCAACCUACUUACAAUUCAACCCCCAAAUCAUAGACAAAUCUCUGUUAGCUCAAUCCCAAGCAAAAUGACUAUUAGGCGAAUCACCCCCGAACUUCACACGACCGACAUCCAGCCCAAAACAAAAAGAACCAUAAAUGCCGUAUUAG